Messenger RNA from Mauremys mutica (yellowpond turtle), 6023 nucleotides. Its product is annotated as butyrophilin subfamily 3 member A1-like. Lineage: Eukaryota; Metazoa; Chordata; Testudines; Geoemydidae. The record is from RefSeq and is a predicted model, not a curated record. The transcript has 11 exons. Gene Ontology annotation, molecular function: protein binding. Bases 183 to 2255 code for a protein of 690 amino acids.
UCAAAGUGUGCGAUCCAUUCCCUGCAGGAACGCACUCAAAUCCUAUUUUAAAGUCUUGGUUUUAUUAACACUGGAGCCCCCCAUCUGGCACUGAGGCAUGGAGAAUCUUCCAGAUUGUGGUCUAGUUUAAUUUUCUGAAAAACGAUCAGCCCCCGUCUCUUCCCACAUGAGCUACCAGAGGCAUGGAGCUACGGGAACAGCUCUCCAUCUGCUUGUUCUGUGCCAUACUCCUAGCAGCGAUUCCCAUUUCAGAGAAUUUUGAAGUCAUCUCGUCCCCAACUGUCACUGGGAUCGUCGGCCAGGAUGUGGUCUUACCCUGCCAGAUCUCCACUGGGACGCAGCCAGACAAUAUGGAGGUUCAGUGGAAGAAAAUCAUCCAGGCAGCUAUAGAGACUGUCUAUGAAUACAAAGCCCGGACAGGCCAGGAUGGGCCAGGAGAGAAAUACCAAGGCCGGACUGUGCUGUUGAAGGAUGGAUUCACCUCUGGGAAUGUGUCUUUAAAGCUGAAGAACGUCCGACCAGCCGAUGAGGGAACAUACAGCUGCAUUGUGAAGUCUAACGAGUGGAGCGCUGAUGCUGCAACCGAGCUUAAAAUUGCAGCUGUUGCCUCUGUGUCCAUCGAUGUGCUGGGUCCCCAGGGCCAGGGGAUUGACCUAGCCUGCAGGUCAACAGGAUGGUUUCCCAAACCUGAAGUCCGCUGGGUUAUAAAUAAUGGGUCGGAUCUGCAGCCUGUGACCAAAAUGGAGCAGGAUCAUGAACUUCUGUUCAGUAUUCUGAGCAACGUCACAAUCCUGGGACAGGAAACUGGAGAAAUCAGCUGCGUUAUCCAGAACAACCUGCUGAAAACAGAGAAGAAAUCUGUCAUUCUCCUCUCAGGUGAUAUUUUCCCUCAUGUUUCUCCGUGGCUUGCUGCAUUCUGGGUGUUAUUUACUUUAAACCUUCUUGUGAUCGGUGCCUGUGCAUUUUGGAUAUAUACAGUCAAGCAGAAGGAGUCUACGAAAAAAAAAUCAGAAGAAGAGGCUUUAUUCAUACAGGACACUGCGAAGAAGGCGUUGGAACAAGAGCAUCAGGAGCUGCAGGAACGACUUGACAGAGCAAUCUCAGAACUGGAUUUCAGGAGGGCUCGGAGCUACAUGGUUCCUCUCACCCUGGAUCCGAGUUGCAAACACCCUGAACUCACCCUGUCUGCAGAUGGCAGAACAGUCCAGCACAAGCCCACUUCUCAAGAUCCAGCUGUCUCCUCUGGGGCCCUGAUUGCUGUGGGGAGGGAGGGAUUUGUGACCAGGAGGAAUCAUUUUGGGGAGGGUGAGGUUUGCAGGUGGUACUGGGAGGUAAAGGUUGGAGACAGCCCGGACUGGGAGCUGGGGGUGCUGAGUGAGACUGUGAGGGACAGCGUGAAACAGGAGAGGUUGGAGAGACCCCCUGAAGGGGAGUGCUGGGCUCUGAGGAGAUCGGGGGGGUGGUAUCAACCCAGGGAGGCCAACAUUGUGAUACAGAGCUGGGGUGUGAAGCCGAAAGUGGUUGGGGUGUAUCUGGAUCUAGAAGCGGGGAAUCUCUCAUUUUAUAGUGUCAGUGGAAUGGCCAUUAUCCUGGAGAUUUCUGUGGAAGGUUCUGAGAGAUUGUUCCCAUUCCUCAGCCCUGGUCACGCUGCAGGGAGGGAAAAAGGGGAACCUCUCAGCAUCUGCCUCCCCAGCGACUGGGAUUUCUCCCAGAAAUUUGGGACUAGUUCAGGAGAUAACACAGCCUCUGCACAGUCUCCAGCCUCCAGAGAUGGGAAAGGAGCUGGAGACAACACAGGUUCAUCUGCAUUGGGAGAAACAUCCCUAGCCUCUGGACAUUGUCCUGCCUCUGGAGAUGGGGAUGAGAAAGAAAUCAGCACAGAGUUCUCUGUGAGAGAAGAUGCCCCAAAGCACCAGACCAUCGACCAGCUCCCAAAGAAGAAAGAGGAUAAAACAGAUCAAGAACACACACAGCUGGAAACACACUCAAAAGCAGAAGCAGGGAAAGAAAAGCCAGAAGCCAUAGGUAAAAAAAUCCAGAAUUUUUUCCAACGGGGCAAAGACAGUCAUAAAGAAAAGAAUGCUCAGAACGUGAAUCCAGGGGGGACCUGUAUCACUGGCUCUCUUGUUUCAGGGAUUCCAGGGCCAGGAGAUAUAACUGGGGAAUCAGAUCCAACCACUGCCACCUUGGGAAAAACUUUGCCUGAAAGAAAAAGUGGGGAAAUGGAGACCCUUAAGGAGCUUCCGCCCCCCUGAACUUAAAUGGAAACUGCAACAAUUAGUGCUGUUCAAAAACUCACACUAAUUAAACAGGAUUGUUCUAAGUGGAGGGAACUACAUCAAUGCUAUUGUUAACUUUGGGAAUUUAAAUACACAGAAGGGAAAUGCAGAAGGGAAUUUUUUCCCAUUAACAUUAACAUAUUGCAGACAUACACACUCUGAUCCUGCCAGUGUUAGUGAGUCACAGAAUGAGGCAUUCUAUACAUAGGACCAAAUUUUGAGUUUUCACACCCCAUAGCCAGCAAGUUAUAGUGCUUUAAUUUGCCAGUGUAGACAUGGCCUUAGCGUUACUCAGAGAACCUUACCUUUUGCACUUCCUGACUUUUGUUCCAGUUACAUACCCAGUAAAUAGGACCAAUAUUUUUAGAGAGGGAGAGAAAGUUCAAGGACCACUGCUGCACAUGCUGUUGAGGUGAGCCAAUGCUUGUUUGGUUACUUGGACACCUUAAAUAGGUAAAUGUAUGUGCAAAUGGCUAAUUUACACUUGCAAUUGUGGUAACUAUAUCUGCAAAUGCUAUUGCACAAAGGGACAUCCAUAUUUUAGAGGGAAAGUGUGCCUCUAAAGUCGGACUCUCAGUGUUACCACACCUAACUUUUAAGCACCUAAAAAAUCACUGGGAUUCACAAAACCUGAAUGUCACACCCAGGCUCCCUGUACAAUGCAUGGGAAGAGAUAAGCAAAGGAAAGAAAGGAAUUAAGAAAAGCCAGCACACUAGGCAGGAAGCCUCCUAAAUUAGGCAGUUGGAGUAUUACAUACAUCUGGAUAUUGCCUCUUUUUUGAGCCUCUGUCCUCUGUCCGGGUGGAUUUUUCAAAUAAUGGGCAAUAUCCUGGGUUUUUGCAGAGCAGUUGUUGCAACUCAGAAAGAGCCAUGAUUGGUCCACUUGCCAAUUGGUCCCUCCCCUGCAUCUGCAGCUGAUUGGUCCAUUCCUUGGCAAGCCAUGGCUUCCAGAUCCCACCCACCCAGGCCCCCAAUACCAGCCCUGGGGAGGGUGUUGCACAGGGAGAUGCUGACUGAGUGAUGGUGCUGCAUCCUGGUCUUGCACCAGUCGCCCUAUCACCAGCCCACCUUCCACCUCCAGGAAGUAUCCCCACUGCAGGCACCUCCAGCUCCUGCAACUGUACCCCCCUCUAGCGCUCCCUUCCCACCUUCAGUGUCCUCUUUUUGGGAACCUGAAAUUUGGUAACCCUAAAUUGGAGAUGCUCAGCUGAGAGGUGUAUGCUAAGUGCCCCCCUCGCACAUUCAGGCAGUUCAGUGUCUAAAUGUGGCCUGGAAGGAGGCCCGUAGCUCUGCUUACCAUUCUCGGUUGAGAACCUUCUCCUGGAAUUAGGUACCUAAGGCAUUUCUUCUUUCUGCUGAAGGAGGCCUUCCCUCACAGUGGUUAACCUAGUGGUUAGGGUACUCACCAGGGCUGAGGGAGACCCAAGUUCAGUCCCCCCAGUGCCUCAUGAGGAGAAGGGCUUUGAACAAGUAUGCCUUUAUCACUGAGCUACAGGAUAUUCUCAUUUGCUUGGUCCUACACCCCUCCAGAGUUCAAGUCUGAGAAUAGGGUGACCAGAUGUCCUGAUUUUAUAGGUACAGUGCCAAUAUUUGGGGCUUUGUCUUAUAUAGGUGCCUAUUACCCCCCACCCCCUGUCCCUAUUUUUCACAUUUACUGUCUGGUCACUCUAUCUGAGAAUGACUGUCUAACCUGGUGGUUAGAGCACUCACAGGAGAGAUUAAAAGAAAACAGACUGCCUCACAGUCCACUGACUAGGGCACACACCUGAGACAGGAUACAGUCCAGUUCAAAUCCUUUUUUCUUAUCAGGAAGAGGGGAGACUUAAACCAGGUAUCUCCCACAUCCAAAGUCAACACCUAAACUACUGGGCUACGAAUUAUAAGAUAGGGGCUCCACCUUCUCUCCCUUACACUUUGUGUAGAGUUAGGUGGCCUCUGAGCAUGCCCACUGGUUCAGGACUACAAGUAAGCUAGGAGGAAGAAAACCCAUAUUCUUCUGAUUCAUGCAUCGCUCUGGGGCUUGAGCAUCAACGUGCCCAGAGGCAGAAACAUAGGUAUUGAGGCAACAUUUACUUCAAAAAUGUAGGUGCUGUAUGAGUUUAGGCACCUACAUGGUUUGGGGACACAUGAGCAGGGGCUUUUGUAAAUCCCAGUGGGGCCUGAUUCUGGGAUUGAGAUUACUAAAGUGGCAGUUAUGUAUCCAACUUUGUGAAGUUUAGGAGCUAAUGUCCCAUUUUCAAAAGGUGCCUUAGGCACAAAAGGACAGAUUUUUAAAGAUAUUCAGACACCUAAAGACACAGGUAAAUGGGAUUUUCAGAAGUAACUGACACUCAUUAAUUUCUGUGGGAGUUCUGCACCUAUAGCACUUCUGAAAAUCCCACUAGAUGCCUGUAACAGACUCACUAUGAUGGAGAUGCCUCCUUGUCACAGCAAAAUCCAGCAUUGCAGUAACUCCGCCCCUGCCCCCUCGCUUUGGCUGUGGUGGGCUGGUGUGGUAAUUUGGUCCUCCAGUCAAGACAUACUCAGUUUUAUACCCUUUCAGAAUAACCCAAUUAUAAACCCAAUAAUAUCCCACAAAUCAAAAGCAAUAAAUACCAAAUUUGCCACCCAAUAAAGAAUCCUUCCGUGCUCUUUUUUCCUCACAGACUGCUGCCUCCCAGGCCUUUCUCUCUGGAAUCCCAGUUCCACUCACUCAAGCCACUAACUCUCAGAGCAAAUUCCCUGGAUUCCUUCCCCUUAUCUGUUCCCAGGCUAAAUCUUUACCCCCAUAUGUCUAGUUACAAAUUUGCUUUUUCUAGUACCUCCUUUUUUCUGGACUACCUCCAUCACAUGCAUGGCUCAGCCCAUCUACCCUUGAAGGGCCAGCCAGCCUGUUAUUGUGCCUAUCUGCAUCUUCAGGUGCCUAGGUAUCUUUUGAAAUCUGUCCCUUAGGUACUUGUGAAAAAAGGACUUCAGUUUCCAAGUCUCUUAGGUGCUUUUAAAAUGUUUACCUGGCAUCUUUAUGUUUUAAGAGUUGAGCAGCUGUUUUGUAGAGAGUUGUGGUUUUCAAUAAGAGAAAACACACACAUUGUGUGUCAUAUGUAGACCUAACGUUUGUUGUUUCUUGCUUUGUUUUCCUCAAUCACAAAUAAAAACUCAUUUUACACUGAUAGAGCUAGUGCAUGUGUUGCACUUUGUAUAUGGAAACAGAACACAAACUCUGAGAGUGAGGAUGGGAAUGUAAAACACAAAGAGGCACUCAGAGAAAGUGAGGACACCAUGAAAAAGUCUCCUAAGUAAAAACAAAGGAGGAAGAACAUAAAAUUCCAACUUACGGAAAUAUAUACAGAAUUCAGAUACAAAUUCAAAGCUAUGUUACGAGGAUUUGACUGUAUUUUCAUUACGUGCUAUCAAAGACAGUGGCAAGAACAAGUCCCUUUUGUCUAAUACUCAUUACAAAAGUGACCUUUCCAGGACAUAAAUACUUAUAUUUCCUACAGGAACUAUGUUCCAAAACAAAAAAAAAAACCUUCUAGGUGGAAAAGGAAAUGAAUGGAAUAAGAAUUAACAAAUAAUUUAAAGAGAAAACAAAGGCAAAUGGUGAGGUGGAGAUGCUGCUGCAUGUAUUGUACUGUGCUAUUGUAAUCAAAAGGGUGAGUUUAAUGUGAUGGUUUUAUUUCUACAACAAAUAUGAAGAAUAAGCCUUUGUUUUGUAAAGGUUUCCUUUUUUAUUUUCAUUGUUCUAAUAAAAAAAUAUAAUUCUUU